CGGCGGCGGCGGCGGCGCGGUGCGGGCCGGGGGGCGGGGCCCGGCGGCAGUUGCUGGCAUAGCCCAGGCGGCCGAGCGGGCAGUCGUUGCUGUGGCUGUCGCAUCCCCGAGGGAGCCGUCUCGGCGCGCCCCCCGGCCCCCCCAAGCCAGCAGAUCGUCCCCGCAGGCGGCUGUGCGUGCUCCCGACCUCGCCUGCUGCUCUCCGCUCGCGCAGCGGACCGUGCCUCCUGCAUCAUGUGCGGUAUAUUUGCUUACUUGAACUACCAUGUUCCUCGUACAAGAAGAGAAAUCUUGGAGACCCUGAUCAAAGGCCUCCAGAGACUGGAGUACAGAGGAUACGACUCUGCUGGUGUGGGAUUUGAUGGAGGUAAUGAUAAAGACUGGGAGGCCAAUGCCUGCAAAAUCCAGCUCAUUAAGAAGAAAGGGAAAGUAAAAGCACUGGAUGAAGAAGUUCACAAACAACAGGAUAUGGAUUUGGACAUAGAAUUUGACGUGCACCUUGGAAUAGCUCAUACCCGUUGGGCAACACACGGGGAACCCAAUCCGGUCAAUAGCCAUCCUCAGCGCUCUGAUAAAAACAAUGAAUUCAUUGUUAUUCACAACGGAAUCAUCACCAACUACAAAGACUUAAAGAAGUUUUUGGAAAGCAAAGGUUAUGACUUUGAGUCUGAAACAGACACGGAGACCAUUGCCAAGCUCGUCAAGUACAUGUAUGACAAUCGGGAAAGUCAAGAUACCAGCUUCACAACCCUGGUGGAGAGAGUCAUCCAGCAACUGGAAGGUGCUUUUGCACUUGUAUUUAAAAGUGUUCAUUUUCCUGGUCAAGCAGUUGGCACAAGACGUGGUAGCCCUCUGUUGAUUGGUGUACGAAGUGAACACAAACUCUCUACUGAUCACAUUCCAAUCCUCUACAGAACAGGGAAAGACAAGAAAGGCAGCUGCAACCUCUCUCGUGUGGACAGCACAACUUGCCUUUUCCCGGUUGAAGAAAAAGCAGUGGAAUAUUACUUUGCAUCUGAUGCAAGUGCAGUCAUAGAACACACCAACCGGGUCAUCUUCCUGGAAGACGACGACGUCGCUGCAGUGGUCGAUGGCCGUCUUUCCAUCCACAGGAUUAAACGUACCGCGGGAGACCACCCUGGGCGAGCUGUGCAGACCCUCCAGAUGGAACUGCAGCAGAUCAUGAAGGGUAACUUCAGCUCAUUUAUGCAGAAGGAGAUCUUUGAGCAGCCAGAGUCGGUUGUGAACACAAUGAGAGGAAGAGUCAACUUCGAUGACUAUACGGUGAAUUUGGGCGGUUUGAAGGAUCACAUUAAGGAGAUCCAGAGGUGCCGGCGUUUGAUCCUUAUUGCUUGUGGAACGAGUUACCAUGCUGGGGUAGCGACUCGCCAGGUUCUGGAGGAGCUGACUGAGUUGCCCGUCAUGGUGGAGCUGGCCAGUGACUUCCUGGAUAGGAACACCCCGGUCUUCCGGGACGACGUGUGCUUUUUCAUUAGUCAGUCAGGUGAGACCGCAGAUACCCUGAUGGGCCUCCGGUACUGUAAGGAGAGAGGAGCCUUGACGGUCGGGAUCACAAACACAGUGGGCAGUUCCAUAUCACGGGAGACAGACUGUGGUGUUCACAUUAAUGCCGGCCCCGAGAUUGGUGUGGCCAGCACAAAGGCGUAUACCAGCCAAUUUGUAUCCCUUGUGAUGUUCGCCCUUAUGAUGUGUGAUGACAGGAUCUCCAUGCAAGAGAGACGCAAAGAGAUCAUGCUGGGCCUGAAGCGGCUCCCUGACUUGAUUAAGGAAGUACUGAGCAUGGAUGAUGAAAUCCAGAAGCUGGCGACAGAGCUCUAUCACCAGAAGUCGGUCCUGAUAAUGGGGCGGGGCUACCAUUACGCCACUUGUCUCGAAGGGGCACUAAAAAUCAAAGAAAUCACUUACAUGCAUUCGGAAGGCAUCCUUGCUGGGGAAUUAAAGCACGGCCCUCUGGCUUUGGUGGACAAGCUGAUGCCUGUCAUCAUGAUCAUCAUGAGGGAUCACACUUAUGCCAAGUGUCAGAAUGCCUUCCAGCAGGUCAUUGCUCGGCAGGGACGCCCCGUGGUGAUUUGUGACAAGGAAGACACUGAGACCAUUAUGAACACGAAAAGAACAAUCAAGGUGCCCCACUCCGUGGACUGCUUGCAGGGCAUCCUCAGCGUGAUCCCCUUACAGCUGCUGGCUUUCCAUCUUGCUGUGCUGAGAGGCUAUGAUGUUGAUUUCCCCCGGAAUCUUGCCAAAUCUGUGACUGUAGAAUAAGGAGCUUCAGAAAACUGAGCGACUAGGCAACACAAGACACCUUUUAUAUUUAAAACCUUGAUUUAAAAUGUCACCCUUUUAAGCCUUUUUUUUUUAAGCAAAUACUUAUUUAUAUAUCAGUUAUAAUUAUUCCGCUAAAUUUGCGAUUUUUUUGUGUGUGAAAUUACCUCAUAUUUUUCCGUAAUUUGUGGGGGAGUUUGAAUAAUGAAAUAUACGUUGGAAUCAGCA
This is a messenger RNA of Sorex araneus (European shrew), 2508 nucleotides long. RefSeq names its product glutamine--fructose-6-phosphate transaminase 1 (gene GFPT1). Bases 235 to 2280 code for a protein of 681 amino acids. The transcript is spliced from 19 exons. NCBI's taxonomy places the organism in Eukaryota, Metazoa, Chordata, Mammalia, Eulipotyphla, Soricidae. Gene Ontology annotation, molecular function: L-glutamine:D-fructose-6-phosphate transaminase (isomerizing) activity; carbohydrate derivative binding. The record is from RefSeq and is a predicted model, not a curated record. Gene Ontology annotation, biological process: protein N-linked glycosylation; UDP-N-acetylglucosamine metabolic process; fructose 6-phosphate metabolic process.